Plodia interpunctella (Indianmeal moth) is the source of this 2695-nucleotide messenger RNA. RefSeq lists its product as uncharacterized. The transcript has 3 exons. The coding region runs from base 216 to 629 and encodes 137 amino acids. The record is from RefSeq and is a predicted model, not a curated record. Lineage: Eukaryota; Metazoa; Arthropoda; Insecta; Lepidoptera; Pyralidae.
AUCUGCUGAUAAAGUAGGUUUUAUUGGCGUUUUGCCCCGGAGACGUAGAAAUUUAAAUUUAGCGAAUCAACAUAUUUUUUCAUCGCAUCAUAUAAAAAAAAGUGACAAUGGAUUAUAGUUCUGAUCGAUGAAAUCUUGGUAUACCUACUUACGGAUGGAAUAAAACUUUAAAUAACAUACCUAGUUACCUAUGCGCGUAAUGAGCUAAUGGCAUAAUGGCAAAGUAUCUCAAGUCUUUUUUCACCCCGAGCGAGAAGAAAAGCCGCACAAUUGUCUAUGAGGCGGAGGCGGAAGAUGGCGACCCGCCUAUGGACAGCCGGCGGAAGCUGUCUAUUUCCCGCUCGGGGAGGCUGAAGCAGGCCAACAAGAAGAGGCAUUCGCUCAAUAAGGAUCUGUAUGGAGAGAACUACACGCCAGCUGAAAGGCCAAAGACAAUGGAGUACCAUGUAAACUACCCAUCCAAACCUGACGUGACCAGCGAUUCUGACCGACGAUGGAGUGUCGCAAAAAUCGUUGACGCCCAGAAACCUAACCUAAAACCUACAGCCGUAGAACGAAGGCCUAGUAGCGACACUAGGAUUUUAGAAACGGAAAUAGACAAUGCUUUUGAAGACAUAGACAAGACGUAACAGUCAUGCAUUGGCAAGUUUGUGGAUAAGAAUAAGAAGUGGUCCUGUGCUAAGAUUUAGUUCAGGGUUUAUAGAAUUUUAUGGUUCUACUUGUAGCUACUUACUAUAUUAAUGAUAUAGAUUAAUACAUAAUAAAAACAUUAUAAUAUUAAUACUGUAACACGGUUUUGGUUGUAAUUAAUGACAACCAAGAUAUUGACACGCGCGAACAAAAUUUGUUACGUAAAUUGAAGGAGUGACACCUCAGCCGGCGCCGGUGGUGUUGGGAAAAGGUGCCGGCGCCGGUUUAGUUACCGGGCACUCCCUAAAAUGUCUUCUACUCAUAUAGGGUCCUAUAGGAUUGUUAUUAUUAUUGGUUAAUUGAUACUUUGAGUUUCUAGAACCAUACAUACUAAAUCUAUGAAUGGAAUAAUCAGCCCAUUGGACGUUCACAACGACAUAAACUUGCCAUUUUAUAAGUAAUAUCUCAUCUUUUUUUCCAUAUUUUAAUACCAUGACAUGAUAAAUGUUAUUAUGUAGGUAAUAAUACAUUGCAAGCUAUGUAUUAAAUACUAAAAUAUGUAUGUAAAAUAUAUAAUCCGUGAUGUGCCAAAGUGUAGCGAAAAUGUAUCGUUCUAGCAAAUAUUCUUGCUAGUAUAUUUGCGAGAACAGUUUAAAGAUUUUUGAACGAUUCAGCUAAAACUUGUCUAAUACCAUGUUUCGUUUUAAUAAGGCGUUACAAGAGUUUAUCUAAAACAGGCUAAACGCAAUCAAAUGACAGGAAAUUAUCAAUCUUUAUCUAGGUAUAAAUUGAUAUUGAUCUGUGUGCUUCUGUAAUUAACCCAAAUAAUAAUAUAUUUGUCUUAAUAAAAUUGUAAUGAAUACAUUUUAAACAUAUUUAUGACAUCUAAAUCUAAAUAAUCUACAUUGCACCACAAGAACACAAUUUAUCAUUGAGAUAGACAACUUAAAUGCACCGUUUAUCAACUAUUUAUCUACUGUUAUAUUAGCUUUUUUUAUUGUCGAGCCAUUUCGCAGAAAAAGUAAUGAAGUAUUGAGAAAUUUUAUUUAUUGGUUCAAUAAUAUCGUGCUGAUUAUUAUUAUUUGGCGGAUUCGCCAUACAGUGCUGGGUUUCAUUAGCGAUAAAUAAAAUCUCUCAUACAAACUACACAAUGCUCGUACACGCGCGUCACCAUCUGUCUGUGUUCGGCGAUAGUGUGUAGCUGACAUAUAAUUUGGUGCACCCAAUUUAAUUGAUCGUCUAGCCACUUUUACAUAUAUAAUCAUAAAUAAAAAAAUACCUACGUAUUUUUUUAUUGGGUGGUUAUCAGAGCGUUUCAACCGGCUGCGGCGGCUGCCAAUUUUCUUGAGGAAGGAAUCAUUUCUAAAAUCAAUAAUUUAUAAAAUGGACAUUACCACAGUACAGAUUUAUUAUUUUAAAGUCAGACGGUUUAACUAAUUCGUGGCUUUGUUGUUAAAACUUGAAAAAUUGUAAUGACAGCGCGGCCGCAGCGGUCGAAACUCUCCGAGAAACACCUAUGGUAUAUAAAAUGGUAUAAUAAUAAUCAUUCUGGGAAUAAAAAGGCCAAUCCUCCUUACUGCUCACUAGCGCCACCAUCAUAUUUUCAUCAAUAUCUUUUGGCUAAUGGCGAAAACUCAAAAAAUACCACAUUAGAUUAUGCAACACUAAAUAAAAGAUUUAAUUAGAACUACCUAUCUAGUUACGAUAUUUACUAUAUUACGAUAUUAUCGAGUACUAACUCGUUUUCCAUUUUACAAAAAGGUGUCACAAUUUGUAACAAGGAUUUUAUUUUACCGUUUUCUUUUUAGGAAAUUGUGGCAUUGUGUCCAAUAGAAAGCUAAUAAAAUAAAUUUAUUUUCACACUACACACUAUAAUUAUGUAGUGUAGUAUAAUCUCCUGUGGUGUAAUGUGCGACUGUAGUAGGGGUUAAAUAAUUGGUUGUUGUAAUCUACUUUUUAAAAAUACGUACACUCGUAAUAUAUUUCAUUAGUUGUAAGUUUAUUAUGAGCUGAUUUGUUAAAAUGCUAAAAAUAUACCGACUGAUUAUGUUGUUUUAUUGUACAA